GAGCAGGAUCAGAUUGGUGCCGCAAUGUGCAAUGGAUGGAGCUUAAAUUUUCACUUUUCAUCGUCUAUCUUUAUUUGUGUAUCAGCAGUUGUAUGACUAUGUUCUCUAGGCUGUUACCGGUGUAAUUACAUUUGAAUCAGUGCUUUUUAUAAUUUAGAUUUGCCGACAAGUUAUCUUCGAGUAUGCAAUAGCUAAAUUUCAGUUGCACGUUAUAAUGUAAUGGGUGAAUCUACUGAGUUGCUGUUUCUGCAUUUAAAAUUAUACAAUUUAUUGUUCUUGAGCAUACAUAGGUUUCAUCGAGUGUUUGACACCAAAAUUGUUUGGUUUGUAUAGUGCUAGUUGUUGAUUCAGUGCAUAAUAGAAUUUCUAUAAAUACAAUUCAAAAGGCUGAUGUGUUUAUCGACGUGUGACAUUCUUUGAUUUUUGUCAGUACGGUAGUCGGUCGGUAGUGUUAUUUCUAGGAUUCCCUAGAAUUUCCUCGGAAUGCCUGGAAGUCGUGCAAGUAAUGACCCAGAAUUAAAAUCACCUCGGGAAAGUGGCGAGGAUUCCGAGGAUGAAAGCGAAAUUUUGGAAGAGAGCCCUUGUGGACGAUGGCUUAAACGACGUGAAGAGGUUGAGCAGCGCGAUGUGCCGGGCAUCGACAGUGCCUACCUGGCAAUGGACACAGAGGAGGGGGUGGAGGUGGUGUGGAAUGAGGUGCAGUUCAGCGAGCGAAAGAACUUCAAGGCGCAGGAGGAGAAAAUACAGACCGUGUUCGAGAACCUCACCCAACUCGAGCACUCCAACAUUGUCAAGUUCCACAGGUAUUGGACGGACACGCAUAACGACAAACCUAGGGUAAUUUUUAUAACGGAAUACAUGUCGUCGGGCUCAUUAAAACAGUUCCUAAAAAGGACGAAGAGGAAUGUGAAGAAACUACCACUACAAGCUUGGAAAAGAUGGUGCUCUCAAAUUCUCUCUGCGCUCAGUUACUUGCACUCCUGUUCUCCACCUAUCAUCCACGGGAAUCUGACGUGUGAUACGAUAUUUAUUCAACACAAUGGCCUCGUGAAAAUAGGAUCAGUCGCUCCAGACACGAUACACCACCAUGUUAAGACAUGUAGGGAGAAUAUGAAGAACAUGCACUUCAUUGCACCCGAAUACGGAGCGUGCGUGACGCCGGCGAUCGACGUGUACUCGUUCGGCAUGUGCGCGCUAGAAAUGGCCGCCCUCGAGAUACAGGGCAACGGCGACUCGGGCACGCUGGUGACGGAGGAGCACGUGCAACGCACAAUCGACAGCCUCGACGAGCCCUGCCAGAAGGACUUUGUGCGCAAGUGUCUGGCGCAGGACCCCGCCCUCAGGCCACCCGCCCACGACCUGCUCUUCCAUCCGCUGCUCUUCGAGGUGCACCCGCUCAAGCUGCUCGCUGCCCACGUGCUUGUCAACAGUGCAGCGAACAUUUCGGAGUCAAUAAUUGAGCAGGUGGUUCAGAAGCAGUUUGGACCGGAUGUGGUUGUAGCCGAAAUAAUCAAGAACGGCAUACCAGUUGUACAGAUGCGAAUGUCCGACAUCCCUGUCUCUGAGAAACUGGAAAAAUUCGUCGAAGAUGUCAAAUUCGGCAUUUACCCUCUGACAGCGUACCGCGCUAAGAAGCCGCCACCCCCGCGACCCCGCGCCGCCUCGCCCGAGAUGACCGAGUCGGUGAAGUCGGUGACACCCGAGCCACUCGACAUCGAGGCUCGCCGAGUCGUCAACAUGAUGUGCAACGUCAAGCCCAAGGAGCAGGCUUGUCAAGAGCUCGUCAUGACGAUAUUGUUGAGAAUGGACGACAAAAUGAAUCGCCAGCUGACCUGUUAUGUGAGUGACAUUGACACAUCCUUGGCUCUCGCUCAGGAGCUGGUGCACUUCGGAUUCAUUAAUGAGGCUGACAAAGAGAAGAUAGCGAAGCUGAUCGACGAGACACUUUUGAGUGCAAACGGAGUGAGAGAGAUAGAGAUGCAAGCUGUAGCUGCAACCACGGCAACGGCAGCACUGCCGCAGCUACAAGCCAGCAGUUAAUAGCGGCUUAACGGCCGUCAAAAGUUAACGGCCUCCUCCUCCUCCCACUCUUCUCCUCCCCCCACCCGUCUUCUUUUCUUCGCUGCUGCAGCCGCCGCUUCUCCCCCUCUCCCUCCCCCCUCUUCACACUCUUCUCAUCUAGGCGAAAUUCGAUUCGAUCGAGAAACUAUAAGGCUGGUAAAAUAAUAUUUAAGUUUACCAAAUAAGAGAGAAAGAUUGUUAAAUUUAGUGUAAUUAUUAUGACUCGUUUUACCAUCCACGUUUUGAAUUCUGUUGUUAGUGUAAUAAUACUACUACUAUUACUGUACUUUUAUUAUUUGUAAGUGUCGAUGAGCGUAUCAUAGUUGUUUUUCAUUUUCAGUGAUUUUUGUAGGUGAAUUUUACUUCUGUAGACAGUGAGACCUCGUUGUGUUCUGAUGAUCCCAAUUUUUGUUGACCAAUCAUGAUAAAUAACAUUCAGAAUGACCACCAAAUCCGGAUAAAAUUUUGUUGAUUUCUCUUGACUUGAAAACAAAAACUUGAGCAGACUUUUGAAGAACCUAAUCCCAAUCUCUGGUCGACCGAAAGUUAGUUAUAAUCUGAGGGAGAAAAUUAGAUCGGAAUAGAAAAACACCAAAUCCGGAUAAAAUUUUGUUGAUUACUCUUGACUUGAAAACAAAAACUUGAGUAGACUUUUGAAGAAUCUAAUACCAAUCUCUGGUCGACCGAAAGUUAGUUAUAAUCUGAGGGAGAAAUUUCAAUUAGAUCGGAAUAGAAAAACACCAAAUCCGGAUAAAAUGUUGUUGAUUACUCUUGACUAGAAAACAAAAACUUGAGCAGACUUUGGAAGAACCUAAUAAUUGAAUCCCAAUUUUUGGUCGACCGGUAGUUAGUUAUAAUCUUAGAGAGAAAUUAAAUUAAAUUUGGAUAGAACUUCGGUUUCCUAUUUUGACUUGAGCUGACGUUUUGAAAAUGGUUACACGCCUAAAUAAUACUGAAAUUCUGAUAAAAUUCAAUUAUUUUGUUUCAAUUACCAAUUUCUAUCAUCUUCUAAUCAAUGAUUUUCUCAUUAUUGAUCUUUUUUUUGUAAUAAACCAUUUUCGGCUCGUUCGAAAAAAUCAAAUUCCAGUUACAGAAUGAGGUUUGCAUCAAAUUUUGGUUAGAAAUUUGACUGCAGAUCAAUAAAAUUUUCAAAUUCACAAACUACUGUAAGUACUUAGAGAAUGUUUAUCUAUACUUUGAAAACUAUUUCAUUCAUUUUCCUAUUUGAUGGACAUUUUGGUAAAAUCUAUCUCAGUGAGAAAAUCAGGUCAUAAAUAAUAUCAUGAUGAAGCAAUAAAAUAUUUUCUUCUCAAGGAUAGCAGGUAAAUUAGAUUAUUAUUAUUGCAAAAUAUCGAUAAUAAAACCAUCCGAACCACUUGAAGGCCGUCUGCUCAAUAAAUCGAUAAAAAUAACUCAAUUUUUUAAAUAAUUUUAUAAUUUUUCCUUUUAAAAAAUCAUCAAAUCUGCCAAAGUCGAGUGUAGAUCUCCUUCCCAUCCAGUUACACAUCGUUAUUGCAUAUAAUUUAGGUAAUAAGCUUUUUAUCAAUUUUAAGUGUUUGUAUUUAUUGAAUAGCAUCAUCACAACUGCAUUGUCGAUCUACUUAGUCGCUAAUCGUUUACAUUCCAAAAGUUAAUUCUAGUGAAAAUGGUAAUGCAUUACUGAUUAUAGGCCUACAUUUUAUUAAGAAGAAAAUUCAGGUUUGUAGAAUGGGUUUUUGUAAUUUUUCACAACCACUUCAUCCACAUUGGACAUUUUGUGCAGAAGUUUUAUUAUUAGCAUUUGUAGCCAGAACGGUGUAUUCAUGAUGAUUAGUCAGGUUGUAAGUUGAGCAAAUUGUGAGUACCGUACCAAUUAGAAAUUGGCACUGAGGUCACGUUUCUUGAAUUUCUUAAUUUAAUAUUGAUUAAAAACAUUUGAGAAUUAACUUCUCUCAAAAAUUUUACUUUCACUUGAUAAUUUCAAUACAUAACUGAUGAGUUUGUUGAAUUUAGUGCUUAAUUAUUAUUAUUGUUAAUGAUAUAAAUAGCAAAUUUAUUGUAUUUUGUGCACAAUCAGUUCUAUCACUCAACUCACAACUUGCGUGUCAUGAUAUAUACUAUAUUCUGUUCAGGGAUUUGUGCUACAUAAAUAUUUAGGGCCGGUUUCCGAGCUUGGGAUUUGGCUAAGUUCUAGAUUUUAAUCAGCUGGAGUCAGAAAAUUGGCUUUCCGAAACGGGGCGUGGUCGCAGUCAUUGUUACAGUCACGUUUGAAUUAAGUUUCGAAUAACUAGAAAAUUGAACACAAAAUAAAAUGAAGAAAAAAUAGUGUGAAGUUUCAGCUAUUUUGAAUUAUUUUGGAAUGUUGAAUUUCGACAAGGAAAAACGUUUCCAAUUAAGAAAAUGAGAAAAUAAAAACUGCGACUGUUAUUAAAACUGCGACUACGCCCCGCCCCGUUUUGGGAAGCCAAUUAACUGCCCCGUUUUGGGAAGCCAAUUUUCCAACUUCAGCUGUUUAAAGUCUAGAACUUGGCUGAAUCGCGAGCUCGGAAACCGGCCCUUAAAGAUUUUCGCCUCUGUAGUCUUCGGCUCGAUGCACCCACUUCAAUCAAGCUUUGAAUCCUUGAUUAAUUUGGAAAUUCUGUUUGGAUUACAUAGUCACAUAUUGGUUCUUGUUUGUGCCGCAUACUGUGUAUGGAGAGAGUAUCAAGACCCAGUGAACAUAAAAAAUUAGGUAAAAUUAUCAGUGAUUUUUAUCUUAUUUUGUCAAAGUCAAUUGUAUAUUAACUUUAUUUCAUAUAGAAUUUUCAGAUCUUAUUUAUUUGAUAAUGACAUUUUUUGAAUCCAAUAUUGUUUUCUCUAAAGCUUCUAAUGGAAAAUAAUUUAAAGUUUCAAUCCUGGUCAGACAAAAUUAUUAUAUUCGUUCAAUUAAAGCUAAUUUCUGUUAAUUUGUAUCGUUUAGUUUUGUAAAAUUUAUCGUUUUAUUGUGUUUUACAGAAUCAAUCAUUGAUCAAAUAACUUAUUUGAGUAACAUGAAAUUUAUAUUGAUAAUCAUCGGUAAAUAAUUGAUAAAAUGACUAAUAUUUCGCUUGGUCUUCACGCUUCACUCUACCACACAAUUUUCUCCGAAAUCUGAAAUCUUUGAACCAUUGCCUUGACAAUGCAGUUAGUAGAGUCAAUAAAUGUUAAACGACCAAAUAGCUGUAGAUGAGAGUCAGAGAUGCUACUAGUGAAUUGAAAUAUUCUGUGAUCAGUGAGUCACGUGAUAAAGUGACCCUCUAAGUUAUGAGUCAGUCAGAGUCGCUUAAUGAGUUUUUCGCAUCAGGCUUCCUUCUAAAAUACUCUACUACUAUUUGUCGUUGUAAACAAGUCACACUAGUUGUAUAUAUUUGAAUAAUUGUGAAUAAUAGUAAUAAUUUUGCGAACGGAUCUAUUUUUGAGCGUAAGGAAUUGCGAUGUGCGAAUAAUUAAUUAUUGAUGAAGACGAGAUACAAUUAGGUUAUAGACAAGAGCUUUCGAAAGAGGUGUCAGUGCCAGAAUUAGAUGAAUCUGUAAAUUAUAUAUUAUGAUAUAAAUAUUAAUUUAUAGUCUAUAGCCGACUGUCGUUUUUAUCGUAAAAUAUUUUUGUAGGAUUCGAAUCAAAAAUACAUUUCACUUUGGAAUGGACGGUAGAUGCGGUUUUGUGCGUCUAUUGUGUAAUAUAUAUUGAAUAGUAAGACUCCAGUUCAGACCUGCUUUUGUUUAAAUCAAUUUCUAAAGUUCUGUUUCUUAUCAAUAAGUUUCCAUUUGUGUGCCUAAAAUGAAUCAUUAACAACAUAAAAAUUAUAAAUAUCCAACAAUAAGCCACUAGAAAAACAAAAUAUCAAAAUAAAGCAAUUAUAUUUUUCAUUCAAUGAAACUUAUCCCAAAGUUAGGGUAAAACUCAACUUUUCCGCCCAAAGCUGUAUUUCAAAACCCCAAAUUGGAAUUAAAGUUUAAUCUGUUCAUUUUUUCUUCUCAAAACACAGUGACAUUGUCAUAUCUACUUAUGAACGAACAUAAAAUAAUGUAAAACUCUUCCAAAAAUGUAUCUCAGUUCAAUGCAAAUAUUCAAACUGAACGCAAUACUGAACCUAAACACAUAUCUUUGACUAGUUUCUAGUCUUUACCACUUUUCCAUUGAAGUGAAACCAAAUUUUAAAGUUUUCAUUGGUGAAAUUGAGUGAUUGUGAUAUUAGAAACUCACGCUGUGUCCCUUGAUAAGCACAAUAUCCAAAUUAUCAUUUAAAUUAAUUAUUUUUCCUCUUUCAAAAUUGAUGGCUUCUCUUGAUUGAGAUAGUGAUAAUGCACAAUUUUUUGUAAGUCUUCCUUCAAUAAAUUUUCAGUAGUCGAAUUGGAUAAAUUUUUAAACACGAACAAAACUAGAUUGUUUUUAACGGAAAACAGUUUUGAUCGUUGAAUAUUAUUUCAAUCUAGUUACAACAUUGGUCUGAACUCGGCUUAAAUCGUUAUCGUUUAAAUUGUAUGUUAGUCCAAUAGAUUUACGUUGUAGUUUCACGACUGAUAAAGAAAAAGAUUAAAGACAUUCUAAUGUACUGUUCGAACUAUUGUAUAAAUUAUACUGCAAGUGCGGUUUAAUGAUUUGCUCUCAAUAUCUACUCUUUACGAAUAAUUCAUUUUAAUUCUUUGUUCCAACCCUGAGUGGAGAAAAUUAAUAUUGAAUGAUCAAUAUGGCUAUAUAAAUAAAUACUGAUAGUACUUCAAUGUAAUAUCAUUAUUAUUACACUAUAACUUUAUGUUUUAUCUGAAUUGUAACUAGAAACCAGUUAGGAAUUGAACAAUUAAAUAAAAAUAGAUCAUGGUUUAUGAAAUGGUGUACAAGAUUAUUUAUUCACUAUUAGUCUCACAUUUAUUUUCCCAAUUUUUUACAGAAAAUGCACUUACUGCAUGCAAUUCAUGUAUUGUUGUCAAACUUCCAAUAUUGACUUAUAGGUGAUCUACGUAAUAUCACUGCUUGGAUUAUUUCAGUGUUGAAAACAAAACUAUGUUUUUAUUUUAUUAUAAAAUUUGACAAAAUUAUCAGGAUUCACUCAGGAUUCUAAAAUCAUUUUCUACUACAGGAAAAUAUUUUUUAAUCCAAUUUAUGUCACUAAUAAUUUUACACUUUGAUCGAUAUGUCCCCUUGGUAAAGAGGUAGAUAUUCUGAGCAACUCAUUUGUUCGAUUGAAAUGAAAAUAAUUUAGGCUAAUACGAUACUAUUGAGAUGAAAGAAAAGGCUGUUAGUUUUUCCAAUGCAAAUUUUGUGUAUAAUUCAUAAUUUAUUUCAAAACAUCAAACUGUAAAUAGUACACGAUUGGUUAAGUACCGUACAUAAAUACAAACUGGUCGAUGUCAAAUGAAUUUUAUUGCUCUAAUCCGUAAUUUUUUAUCCCGUUGUUCUGGCAUUUUCUCAGUAGCUUGAUACAUGAUACACUUCGAAUGGAUACAUGAUACACUUCGAAUGCUACGGGAAAAUUUCGUAUCACUCUGUAUGUAUUUUCAAUCUUCUAAUUAGUUUCAUUCUAUUUUGUUCAGUAUUUAUUUUAAUAGUUUCGGUUUUAAUCAACAUAGAUGCAUAUUACAAUAUUGAUAUAUUGCUAUUACAUUAUGUAUUCAGUUUGGGAAGAGAAGCUUUUUAAUUUGUAUAUUGGUGUAAUAAUACAUGUAAUACAUAUCCUUUCUCCAUUAAGUCAUUUUCUGUUCUGAAAUUCAAUGUAUUAGUGUUUUUUGGUCUUUAUAAUAAAAUUAUGAUUAAUUUACUGUUCAGAAACUCAGUGUAAUACUAAUGUAUUUAUUGUGUAUAUACAUAAUAUUCAAAUCCACAGAUUGUAUGAUAACAAUCUCACUUCAUACAAAAAUGUAACCACAUAUCAUUUAAUACAAAUUAUUAGUAUGGGUUUCUAUUCUUUCUGUAGUUAAUUUUCACACCAUCAUAUGCAACAAUAUAUUCAAAUAAUCAUUUCCCAGUUCACGUUUAAGCUUGGACACUGUGAUUUGUAUCUAUGCCAAUAAAAUUUCUUGCUAUUUACGUCAAUAUUCCACAUUAAAUCUUCAGUUUUAUUGUAAAUUUUCAUUUAUUAUUUUAUUCAAUGAUGGCAUUUUUGUGUACUAUUAUUUUUAGUUUUGUGGUACAUCUGCAAGUUGAUGGUUUCUCUUCCCCACCCGUCACUAUGUAACCCCCGACUGCUAUCUAUUUAUUAAAAGAUGCUUUUGACAUA
Nilaparvata lugens (brown planthopper) is the source of this 8273-nucleotide messenger RNA. It is a transcript of the gene Madm, whose product is annotated as nuclear receptor-binding protein homolog. Gene Ontology annotation, biological process: endoplasmic reticulum to Golgi vesicle-mediated transport; intracellular signal transduction; protein phosphorylation. Gene Ontology annotation, cellular component: cytoplasm; endomembrane system. The record is from RefSeq and is a predicted model, not a curated record. NCBI's taxonomy places the organism in Eukaryota, Metazoa, Arthropoda, Insecta, Hemiptera, Delphacidae. Gene Ontology annotation, molecular function: protein serine/threonine kinase activity; ATP binding. Bases 484 to 2040 code for a protein of 518 amino acids. The transcript has 11 exons.